GUAACGAUUGAACCGUCCCGUCAUACCUCGCGUGGCCAACGGCUCUCUCCACCGAAAGCUCGCUCAUUGAAUUGCUGUUGUCAGUCUGUUCAGCUCGAUUUAGUUAAAUAAUUCGGAGCACACCAGGUCGGACUAGCUAAUUAAGCAUCUGUUAUUUGACACAGACUUUCCUGGCCUUCUGUUUGUCUAACUGCGGCGGUGGGGCGUGCUUUCCUGGACUCGCUGGCUGGGUUUGGUCGGGGAGGCAGGGGAAGUACGGAGCUGGUCCCGAGUGAUGAUGGAGCUAGAGUCGGCCAGUAAUAGAGGCGAGCUGGGAGCUGUGGGGGACUCGCUGCAGCCACAGACUCCCAGCAGGCACGAAAAGAGCCUGGGACUGCUGACGACCAAGUUUGUGACUUUACUACAGGAGGCGAAGGACGGAGUGCUGGAUCUGAAAGCGGCUGCAGACACCUUGGCAGUGCGGCAGAAACGCCGUAUCUAUGAUAUCACCAAUGUUUUGGAGGGAAUUGGACUGAUCGAGAAGAAGUCCAAGAACAGCAUCCAAUGGAAGGGUGUAGGUCCAGGAUGCAACACCAGAGAGAUCGCCGACAAGCUAAUUGAUCUGAAGGCAGAGCUAGAUGACCUGGCUCUCAGGGAAAAGGAGCUGGACCAGCAGAGAGUCUGGGUCCAGCAGAGCAUCAAGAAUGUCACAGAUGAUUCUAACAACAGCCCUAUGGCUUAUAUAAAACAUGAUGACCUCUGUGGAGCUUUCAAAGGUGACACGCUCCUAGCCAUCCGUGCUCCCAUCGGCACACAACUAGAGGUCCCCAUACCAGAAUCUGUCCUCAACGGACAGAAGAAAUACCAGAUCCGUCUCAAGAGUUCAUCUGGUCCCAUCGAGGUGUUGCUGGUCAAUAAGGACCCGUCCAGUGCCUCUCCCGUUGUUUUGCCCGUCCCUCCUCCAGAUGACAUCCUUCAAAACCUCCCAGCACCGACACCUACCUCUCAGCCGCCUACUGCGGCCUCCCAGGUUUCCAAAGCCGCUCCAGCAACGUCUACAAAACCUGGUCCUGCCACAUCGUCGGCUACAGCAACCAACCAGACAGCCUCAGUGACAGAAGUGACGAGCACCACGCCACUCACACCAACAUCAGAAACUCCUGCUACAGUUACUCAGCAACUACAGUCUUCUGCCUCGUUGGAUGGAUCAGCCUCUUCUGCCUCUGCACUAUUUGAACCAAUUAAGUCGGAUCCCUCUGAAUUGCUGGACUUUCCCAAAGAGCUCUCUGAUAUGUUUGAUCCAACAAAAGAGAUCAUGAGUGGAGACCUUUUGGAGGACUUGAUGUCAUCAGAAGUGUUCUCGCCUCUCCUCCGUCUGUCCCCUCCACCCAGCGACCACGACUACAUAUACAACCUGGAUGAGACAGAAGGCCUUUGCGACCUCUUUGACGUGCCCAUUCUCAAUCUCUGACCCCUGAGAUUGUUGUCAUAUUGGGAAACAGUUACCCAAACAUGCUAAUCUACCUUCAUUUUUCUCCAAGUGUUCCCCCUCACUGACAGUGAAGGUGAGAAGAGGUGCAGGGAAGCCAAUAUGAUCUGAUGAGCGUUCAAGGACACCUCUGCACUGACAUGAUGAGCUCAAGCUGAGCUCAGUCAGACAGUAGCUCGAUGUACAGCCUCGUGAAGAAAUACAGGCGAGAACAAAACAUUUUAUUUACUGCUUUUCCAAGGAAACCAAGUCAAAACAAAUGACGAAUAAUUAUAUUUUUAGAUUGUUAUGUAUGAUAAAGCGUUUGUGUAGAUAUGUUUGUAUAUCUGCUUUCCUGUGUGUACGUGAGCGAACAUGAGUAUGCAUACUUUGCGUGAGUGUGCUUGUGCGUCUCUGUGCGUGCUUGAGUUUUGUAUUGAAUUCUCUCUUAACUUCAGAUGUCUCCAGGAGAAAAACAGAAAGAGAAACCCUUUCCCUGUCAGGUAAAGAGUCAUGGCAGACUAACAGAGCACAGCCUUUGUCACCCGGCAGCUGCUAAUGCAUGGCUUGAGUCCAAACACAGCUGGUUAAAUAUGCACUGUCCUCAUGUACAUAGAGAAUAUAUAUUUUGUAUUACCAGCAGCAAACAAAACUAUUGUGUAAUAAUGAACUACAUUUGUAACACAGGCAGAGCAAUAGUUUGCAAAUAAACAAAGGUUCCAGAUAAAUAAUCCUGUAUGAAGUGCUUUGUUUUGAAUAUUGGGGAUUGGUCUUAAUCAAACCUUUCUGAUUUGGAAAGUUGUUUUUGAACCAGUUAGAGAAAGAUCUUAAUGUUGAGUUACCGCAGCCAAAAGAAAUUGUGAUGUAUAGGGCUAAGGACCAAGACAAUGCAGGGAGUUGUCUAAUCUAACAGGUUCAAUACUGGCACUUCUACACUGAGAGGUUUGAUUAGAAAAAAAAACAGGCUUGCUUUCAGUUUGAUUUUGCCUCUGGACUUUUGAACCUUACAAGUUUUUGUAGGCUCUGAUUUAAUAUAUAACUUAACUGGAGUACGUCAGACGAAAAGCUUUCCCCCCCUCCAAAAUGAGUUCUGUGGCAAUUUGUCUUUCAAUUAUUAUGUAUGUAUAUGAAUACCAUUGUACUCAGUUCAUUUGUAUGUAAAGGGACAUGUAUGUAUUUUUUACUGAUGCACUGAAUAUUGUCACGAUGUCAUGGAAAACGCUCCUGAUAUUGUUUGUAUAUUUGGCAAAGAUCCCCAAUUCAGCCGUUUAAUUCCAAUGUUCUUUCUGUUUCUCGUAAAUGAAACGCUGCCUAUCUCUAAAUUACAUUUUCCAAUUCUGAUCAUUCGCUCUGUGCAGGAGACGGGUGAGUAGCAGUUCACGAUGGGUGUUACUAAUCAGACUGUUUAAGUACAACAUCGACAUUAUUCAUAUUCUACAGUGCUUAUUUUGGUGCGAUAAUCUCCUGUUUGGCCCGGGAUGACGUAUGUUUGUACAGUAUACGGUUUAUAUUCCUCUACUGCUUGUAUAGAAUAGCAUUUAUUUUUAUACCUGAUAGAUGUAUUAUUACUGCUACUAAUUUGGGGCUAUACUUCAAACUUUUAAAAUUAAUCCACAAACCCUUCUGCCUAAUAAAAGCAUCCUGUCUCAUUGUUGCACUUUACUUCACUGUGGACAGUUUGGUUGCUACUCAUCCACUCCCAAUCAGUAGUUGUUGUGUUUGGACAGUGUUGAGUUUGCCUAAUUCUUCAAUAAAGCAGCUGUGUGUGUGUGUGUGUGUGUGUGUGUGUGUGCGCGUGCGUGCCUCAAUCCUACAGACAUGUCAAAUGAAACAAUAAACACUCUGGUAUUCUUUAUGUAAGGUCUUGUUUCCUUCGUUUUGAAUUUAAGUAAUGUGCCACUUUGUUGAUGUGUCAGCGAAGGUUUCCGAUCAGUGUGGAUGCUGUUACAGUAAGUUCAGUUGAGGUUUGUGAAAUGGCGCUCAGAUAUGUUGUUGAUGUGAGUUAGUCAUUAAAUUAUUAUUUUA
Molecule: messenger RNA, 3472 nt
Organism: Cottoperca gobio
Lineage: Eukaryota; Metazoa; Chordata; Actinopteri; Perciformes; Bovichtidae
Gene: e2f4
Product: E2F transcription factor 4
Exons: 11
Coding region: 275-1450 (391 amino acids)
Biological process (GO): regulation of transcription by RNA polymerase II
Cellular component (GO): RNA polymerase II transcription regulator complex
Molecular function (GO): DNA-binding transcription factor activity, RNA polymerase II-specific; RNA polymerase II cis-regulatory region sequence-specific DNA binding; protein dimerization activity
Source: RefSeq, a predicted model, not a curated record